Molecule: messenger RNA, 5014 nt
Organism: Anopheles funestus (African malaria mosquito)
Lineage: Eukaryota; Metazoa; Arthropoda; Insecta; Diptera; Culicidae
Gene: Sox15
Product: putative transcription factor SOX-15
Exons: 3
Coding region: 989-3649 (886 amino acids)
Biological process (GO): anatomical structure morphogenesis; regulation of DNA-templated transcription; cell differentiation
Molecular function (GO): DNA-binding transcription factor activity, RNA polymerase II-specific; RNA polymerase II cis-regulatory region sequence-specific DNA binding
Source: RefSeq, a predicted model, not a curated record
CUGUUCUCAUCGAGUAGCGUGUGUUCCUUUUCUAUCGAGAGCUUCCUUUUCUUUUACACGCAAGCAACACUGUAUCUGUGGUUUCAGGUGUGCGUAAGUGUUUGAUCUCCCUUCCACAACACUCGUGCAUCUCGUUUUGUUAGCCUGCGGUUUCGUAUUGCAGCGCGCUCUCGCUUACUCGCGAGAUGCGCACAGAGCUUAAGCGAUAUACCUUCGAAAGCAAGGCGUGAGGUGAGCAAAGCUCGUUCGCUCACUCGUUACUCACAGAGCAACUCGCGCACGCAUCGCACGUCCGUUGUUGGUGCUGCCGCUGCAGUAGUUAUUCGUCGUUCGAACGUACCGUUUUCACCGUUGAUCCGCGCUGAUAUCCGCUGUGUUUUUGUGUUACCGUCGCCUGCUGGCAGCCGUAAAUCAUUGUGCAGAGCCCUGCACCGCAGUGAAUCAUUAGGAUUAUUACCAUCGAAGCGUGUGGAACUAAACAACCGUGACGGUGAAUUUUACUUAAAAAAGAAUUUCAGAGCUAGUGCAAGGAUACCAAUUGGCAAUCUGUCCACUAUGGAUGCCAUCAAUGUAAAGCAGUUUUUGGUGAAUCAAUAAUUUCGGAUCUAAACCAUUUUAGGCAGAGCAGUGUGGUGAAAGCGGCCACCACGCAAAUGUGGUUGCUUUUGUGUAAUUUAAAACUUCAAAAAGUAGUGAGAAUUUGUGUGUUACAAAUAUUUUUACAUUCAAAAUAAAUGCAUCAGAUGCAGCUGAUCGUUGCAGUACCUUCGUUCAUCAACACCGUGGUUUGGUUGUGUGUUGUGUAGAUAAUAAGCAAACGAAAUUGUGCACGAAGAAUCAUUUCUGUGUGCUAAAGUGUGUAAGAGAAACCUGCAGUUUAGAGUAGAAUUCACUUGUCUUUCAACCACAUCAAGUACCCUCCGAGUCGAGUUAAACUUGAAAACGCGUUGAGAAAAAAAUAACCACGGGUGGAACAACACCUACCACCAUGGAGUCUGACGGAGAGCGUGAUGCCGGAUACAACCAUUACAAUUCUCCUCAGCAUCAGCCGCAACAGAGCUACCAUCGGAACUACGAGGAAUAUGUCCAUCCGAUGCAGCAACAGCAGCAGCAGCAACAACAGCAACACAAUCCCGCGGCCAGUUCGCCCCUUUCUACCCUCUCCCAGCAUGGCAGCAUGUUGGCACCGCAGAGUCCCAGUAUGCUGGGGGGCAGUAAUGGCAUGAUGUCCUCACCGCUCAUGCAGUCCCACUCACCGUUACUCUCGUCGAACGCAUCCCUGCUCCAAUCACAGUCACCACUGCUGUCCAGCUCGCCUCUAAUGAGCCAGUACAGUCCGUACCACCAUCAGGACGUACCGAUGCCGACGAUUCUGCCCCAGGACGAACCGGGCGGUGGUGGUGGAGGCUGGGGAGGGUACGCACUGACUGCGGCCGGUCCUUAUCAGAGCGAGUUCUGUGCCUCGAACUAUGGCGUGCUGCAUCAGCGGCAGGCGUACGGUGGCCCCCACGGUCCGGGCAAACUUGGACCGCACGGAGGUCUAAAGAGCGCCAAGGAAGCACGUAUCCGGCGGCCCAUGAAUGCGUUUAUGGUGUGGGCCAAGGUCGAGCGGAAGAAGCUCGCAGACGAGAAUCCCGAUCUACACAAUGCCGAUCUCAGCAAAAUGCUAGGUAAAAAGUGGCGCUCUCUAACGCCCCAGGAUCGACGUCCGUACGUGGAAGAAGCGGAACGGCUACGAGUGAUUCACAUGACCGAACAUCCCAACUAUAAGUACCGUCCACGACGCCGAAAGCACGCCAAAGCUAGAGCAGGCCCUGGUUCUGGACCGGCCGGUAGUGCAGGUUCUCUCGGUACAGGCCCGUCUGUCGGUGGAAACAGUCAGGGUUCUGCAGCUGGUGCUAACCUUACGGUUAACAAUUCGUCCCCAAGCGAGCUUAACUACGGUGACGGUGACUCAUCGCAACGUAUGAGUCCGUUUACGUACAACCCGCACUACUAUGCCGGCAGCAAUAACGCACUCAACACGCCCGAUUCGAGUCCCACCCAGAGUCCGGAACCGAUCGCCGUCCCACCAACUGUCGGUAGUCGCAAACUGGCCGCAGUAGCUGCGGCUGCUAAUGGGGGAGUCGCUACGAACGGAGACGCUGGCCAGAAGAUGGAGGACGUUUCGUCAGCUCUGCCAACACCGGAGAUGAGCCCCUUGGAGUUGGAAAAAGAUCCGGGCUUUGGCGGUGGAUUACAUUCGGCGCAUGCCGGUAGUUACGAUGACCUGAAGAGCAAGCAAAAGCUUACUUACGAAGGUGUGUACGGAGUGAAGAGUGAGCAGAAGCUGCCAGCCACCUUCCCAUCACAUGCGUACGACCACGAGACGCAUCAUUCACAUCAACAGCAGCAGCAUCAUCAUCACCAACAGGAUGGUCUAGUGAAGCGCGAAUAUGGUGGGUUCGGUCUCGGUGGCGACAAACGAUACUCGUACGAAGGUGUAGGUCAGCUGGUAAACGGAGGAGGACUUCACGAGAAGCGCAACUAUCUAUCGGUGAGUUCCGGGUCCACGACGACCACAGCCAUGGUGAACGGGAUGUACGUGAUGUGUACGAACCGUAGUAUUCUGGACCAGGGUCACAUCGUCACUGGCACGUACUUCCCACCGUUGGCCACGUCCGAGGAUCAUCAGACGCUCGGGACCACCACCAUGACGACGAGCAGCCAUGGGCCGCAUCUCAGUACAAACAAUCACACCAGUGGCAAUAGCAAUAAUAACUCCGGCACACCGGGAACACCGGGAACUCCGACUCAGCUGAAAAACUCCAACGGAUUACUGGGCGCAGGGGUGUCCACCUCAAACACACAGAUGUCCCAGAUCAGUAACAGCAAUGCACAGCACUUGCAGCAACAACAACAGCAGCAGCAGCAGCAACAACAACAGGCAGCCAACGAUCAACUCAAUAGCUACUACGGUACGGCGUCACUACCGAAUGGAACACUGCCGACGUACUCGUACGCCUACAAAGACUAUGGCAUUAUGUACGAGACUCACGCUCUCCCCGGCCAAGACGUAGAUGCGGUGGAUGCGCGUGAUCUGGACAAGUACCUGAAGUACCCGGACAGCAAUCAAAACUUCAACGGGUACGACAGUGCGUCCUAUCAUCAGCAGGCAGGUUCCUCGCCUGCUGGUGGCUCUAUUUACGGAAUAUCCCAGGGCGAGUACUACACGUACGGCGGUACUGUACUUGCUCACCAGUCUCCACAACAUCAGAGCCAGGGUCAACAUCAACAACAGCAGCAGCACCAACAACAGCAACAGCAGCAUCACCAACAGUCUCACCAGCUAUCCCUACCAGCGAACGGAGGAGGACAUACCAUCCCGAAGCUCUCGGACGUUAUGCUACAGGGUGGUCCCGGUUCGCAUCAACUUCCCUCCACUCCCGUGGCCCUGUAUGCUCUUCCACAGCUACAACACGCACAACAUCUUGCCGCAACUGCUGGUGGUGGAUCUGGCGCACAGGUCGUGUCCGUUCCGCACGGUGUACAUCCGCUCGGUCCGAACGGUACCAUGGCGGACAUCUACGUUGCGAACGAGCAGCAGCUGAAAGAUGACGAGUUUAGCAACAUUCUGGCCGGUGUGCGUAAAACCUGCUACAGCAACUAGUGUGCCGGUGGGACGAGUAGAUUUUUUUGUUUUAUACGUUGAAAUACUCAAGAGAAGUGGUUUGUAGCAAGUAACCCAAGAUCCCUUUUUCCAAAGGUUUACUACCUUCAUUUCAGUAUACAGCUGUGGCUUCAAAUUCACAUUUACUACUACAUUCUUCACUCGUUACGGUACUGCAAUUCGAUUUAGGUUAAUGUUUGUAAAUGAUAAAUUAGUAUCACCUCAACCCUAAGCCCUCCUCUCCCUCUUCUUCUCCUGGCACAUUCGUUGGCACCCACCGAAAUUCCAUCAAUUCGAUUCGUUCGUAGUAUGGAUUCAAAGGAAUUGAAAUCCUGCAUAAGGUUUCUGUUUAGCCAACCCGCUUACACGCGCAUACGAGUGAACCAAAGGUUUUGCUUUUCGCACCAUCGUGAGCAAUACAGUAUAGCUGCUAGAGUAUAGUAAUUAGUGAAAAAGUGUGAGUAUAUUAUAGCACACUAUAUAAGUUAUCUCUUCACCAUAUUUCAGACAAUUUUUCCCGUUUUCCGGUAUUAUGCAGAGUGGAACAUUUGUUUAUAGUGUUUUAUGUUUUCAAUUUUAUUUCACGACGAAAGUAAUCCUUCCUUUCCACGUGAAAAUACUGUACAGAAUGAUGAAGUAGAAAAUUACAAAAUUAUAGCAAAAGCAAAAAUGAUAUAAAACGAAAACAAAAGCAAAAAAAAAACGUUCAACAAGAGCUUUGGUGCUCUUACGUAGAGGAAACGUAUCAUUGCAUUCCGCUUUAGAAUAAUGAUCGUAGAUUAGUGGAAGAAACAAAAACACAUGAUUAUAGGUUAAUUAAUCGCUAGCAUAAAGUGAACUAGGCACUAGGAACCGACGACAACUUUAGUGACGAGUGGCUAACGAUCGAAGAUUCGAAAAUGCGCCAGAGUUGAAGGGAAGAUUCUUUUCCCCUAUUUCCAAUGGUGGGAAAAUUGUACAUGAUCACACGCGGGUAACGAACGACCGUAACGCAACGUACCUUCGUGAACGUAGUCUAUGAAUCAUUUAUGUUACGAUCAUUAAAUUGAAAUCACAUCAAAAGUCACCUGCGGAAGGAGCUUUUUUUUGGUGUUUGAAGGUGAUCGAGAAGGAACGCGAGGUGUCAUUAUUUUGUUUUGUUUUUUUUUAUUCAACCGUUUUCCACACAAUUUCCUGGGGCCAAAUUUUUCGAUUUCGGUAAGUCUGUCGCGGGGGAGGGGGCCGAGGGAUGGUCACUUUCACGUCAGCGGUUGGAAAACGGUUCCACGAUAGUGUGUAAGUGUAUGUGAAUAAGCGGUUAAAACGUAACUUCCCCCCCUGAAUGAAUGAGAAAUAAAUUAAAAGCAAUGAUAGAUGUUCAACCAA